UUGACAAGAACUUUCAAAUCCCUAGUCCCCUUUCUCAAUUGCGUUUGAGAGAGAAGGAGAGGCUGUGACGGUAGCAGUGCCACCACCGUGACAGUGCAACUGUGCGCGAAGGAGCAGGGAUAUCGGAGAUGAGAGUGUGAGAGACAGAGAAGGGAGGGAGAGAGGAACGUAACCAACAACCACUACUCAGAGGCUGAAGUUUCGACAUUGUUGACUUAAACAAUGGGGUCCAAUUCGUUGAAGGAUUAUCUGAAAAGGUACGAAAGUAACACUGAAGAAGAAAAGAAGAAAAAUAAGAAGAAGAAGCAGAAGAAGAAAAGUCAACCACAAGCCACUGGCUUAUUAGUUGUGGAUGAAGAUCCCACAUGGCAGAAACCCAUAGAUCUUGGAGAAGAAAACAAUGAUAACUCAUCAGAUGAGGAGAAGCCACUAAUUGAUGAAGACAUUGAAGUGAAGCGUAUGAAAAGGCUUGAGCAGGUGAGGGCCAGACGUCCUUAUCAUGCUAUAUCUGAGGAUGGAAGUGGUUGGGUUUCACUUUCUUCUAACUCAGAAAAUCCUAUUAACUCAAUCAAUGAUAUGUCUCCACCUCGUAAAAGAAAGGGUGCUGAUUUAUCACCUCAUCAACAGCUGAAACGCAAUGACACCCCAUCACCAGAUUAUGGGACUUCUGAUUUGCAAGACAUAUCUCCACCUCGACGACGAGGCCGUCAUGAUUCUCCCUCUCAAGAUGCUUUACAUGGAUCUGUGGCAUCAGACCUUUCACCCCCAAGGAAAAUCCAGAAGAAUGCUCCAAGACCGGGUUUGUCUAAUAUUUCUCACUCUCGUUCACCUCAACAUCUCUCUCCACCUCGACGAGGUCGUCAUGAUUAUGAGACUUCUGAUUUGCAAGAUAUCUCUCCACCUAGACGAGGUCGUCAUGAUUCUCCCUCUGAAGAUGUUUCACAUAGAUCUGUGGCAUCAGACCUUUCACCCCCCAGGAAAAACCAGAAAAAGGUUGAAAGAUUAGGUUUAUCUGAUCUUUCUCACCGCCAUUCACCUCAAGAUCUCUCUCCGCCACGACGAGGUCGUCAUGAUUCUCCUUCUCGAGAUGCUUUACAUGGAUCAUCAGUAUCAGACCUUUCACCCCCAAGGAAAAUUCAGAAGAAUGUUGCAAGACUGGGUUCGUCUGAUCUUUCUCGCCAUCGUUCACCUAGUCCUUCAGUUAAAGUUGUUUCACAUCCAUCUUUGGAUCGUGACCUUUCUCCACCAAGGAAAAAUCCCAAGGAGUUGUCCAAUCCUGCUGGUAAAACAGGUUUAAUUUCUGGUAAGGAUAUCAGGGACGAGAUUGACAGAAAGAAGAGGGAUGAUAUGUUGAGAUUCAAACAGAUGGACCCUUCCAUAAGUGGGCGUGGUGCUGAACCUGUAUAUCGUGAUAAAGUAAAAGGAGUACGCAUUUCGAAGGAGGAAUACUUGAAAUCAAAACAGAAAGUAGAAGAAAAACCCAAGGAGAUAGAAAUAGAAUGGGGCAAGGGCUUAGCUCAAAAGCGUGAAGCUGAGGCUAGGCUAAAGGAACUAGAACUUGAGAAGGAGAAGCCUUUUGCACGGACCAGAGAUGAUCCUGAACUAGACAAAAUGCUGAAGGAGAGAUUAAGGUGGGGUGAUCCUAUGGCACAUCUGGUAAAGAAAAAAUAUCCAGAGCCUGUUCUUCCGAACUUGGGGGAAAAUGAAAAGAUGAAGGAAUCGGGUUUUGUAAUCCCUCAGGAUAUUCCGAAUCACAGCUGGUUAAAACGAGGUUUAGACGCUGCUCCAAAUCGAUAUGGAAUAAGGCCUGGACGACACUGGGAUGGUGUUGAUCGUAGUAAUGGGUUCGAAAAGGAUAUGUUCAAGAGAACAAAUGAGAAGCAAGCUAGAGAUAGAGAAGCUUAUCUUUGGUCUGUGUCUGAUAUGUGAAAAGUGGCAGUAUAACGAUGCAAAGGAGUAUUCAGACUCUCAUUGGGAGGCAUGUCUGUAAUGAUAUGGAUUUUGAGGGAUUGUAAUGUUGAUAUGUCCAUUGGAAAUAUUCUUGGAUCCAUCACUCUAGGGGUAUUUAUUGGGAAAAUUUACCUGCCCUGGUUAUAUCCUCUGUGUCGCUAGUCUUAAAUAUUCAGAUCCUGCAAAUAAAUGAGGAUAAGUUGUUAGCCUACACAGUUUCAUGUUGAAGACAACACAUGGGAAAAUCUCCAAUUGUUUUGGUCACCCAUGACUUGCUUGUGAUACUGGCUAGUUUUUCAGAGUAUAUUAGAGUUUGUUCCAAAUAAUUUAGACCAAUUUAUUUAUUCCUGUAGCUCAAAAAGUGACUGUCUUUUUGUGUUUCA
Molecule: messenger RNA, 2333 nt
Organism: Glycine soja
Lineage: Eukaryota; Viridiplantae; Streptophyta; Magnoliopsida; Fabales; Fabaceae
Product: BUD13 homolog
Exons: 9
Coding region: 223-1929 (568 amino acids)
Biological process (GO): mRNA splicing, via spliceosome
Cellular component (GO): RES complex; U2-type spliceosomal complex
Molecular function (GO): RNA binding
Source: RefSeq, a predicted model, not a curated record